Messenger RNA from Microstroma glucosiphilum, 1175 nucleotides. RefSeq lists its product as hypothetical. The transcript is spliced from 2 exons. The record is from RefSeq and is a predicted model, not a curated record. The coding region runs from base 221 to 880 and encodes 219 amino acids. NCBI's taxonomy places the organism in Eukaryota, Fungi, Basidiomycota, Exobasidiomycetes, Microstromatales, Microstromataceae.
CAAUCAAUUGUGUCUCAUUAGCACCGUAGCCUCGUCCCCUGACGUGAACACCAGACGCUUGCAGAGACAUCUUGCAUCACCGUCGCUACCUGACUUCGGUCGCAUGUAGAAUUUCCCCUCAUUCCAUGACCAACAUGGUGUGCAGCCGAACGCCGUCUGUCGACCGCCUCGGCAACGACGGACACAGCUUGCCACCCUGCAUUGCUGUUGCGUCGUGGCAAUGCGCCGCACCACAAGAGCACUUAGCGAGACCCAAAGGGACGUCACAAGGACCUGCUCCCAGCAACUUUGCUUCUGCAAAACCUCAGUACUACUAAAGACACAGGCCGUCUCUGCCGAUUGCCGGUUGCAGAUUGCCGCUUUCUGUAUCAUCUCCCACUCCUGUUGCACGACCAGCUUCGUCUCUACCCUCAUCGAAAACCAUCCAAGGAAGCAGGCCUUCCUACUCCCCCUGGCAAGCUAUCUUUGCAGCUAUCCUCGUCGUCAACGUCAGGCACCGUGCUCAUCACGCCCCCCAAGCACUCGAAAAGACCUCCUCGGCCUUCCAAACCAAAGUGCAAUGAGGUACAGUCCGUUGUUCGGCCUUGUGGUGUUCACUUGUUGCCUUUGCAGCUUCGCUGUGAGUGGCAUCUGCAGCUUGCCAUUAGAGAAGCGCCAGGACAACGGACUGCGCGACUAUUUUCGCCCUCCCUCGAUGAGAGUCGCACCCGGAUACCCACCGCUCCCGCAGAAACCGAAGCUGAAGAAGACUUUAUCUUUCAGUGACUGGCUCCAGAGUACACCCAAGAAGGCUCGAUCGCAUGCGAGUAAGCAUUGGACAAACAGGGCACAGUCUCGAUGGGAGAAGGAAAUCCUGAAGAACGUAAAAGCGCUCCACUGAAAUGGUCAUGAGCUUGUACUGGGCGAAAAGAGAUCAUCGCGUCGGGGCACAGAAUGGAUGAUCUGCAAUGACUGAAUUGGUCUAAAGGAGAUGCGAAUAUGAAGAUUACCUGAACACGUCUUCAUUGCCUCCCGUCUGUCAUGAUGGGCUACACCCAAUCGCCUACUUUCGGUAGUAGUGAAUUUCCUCCUUCUCCCUACCCCUCAUGAAGUCGGGCUCGGAGCCAGGGUAGUAGAUGUCUGUCCAGAGCUCCUUGACGUCAGGCUCAGGGCUCUUCUUGGCCUCUUCGACCGCU